AUGCCGACACGGUUCACCAAGACUCGCAAGCACCGUGGCCACGUCUCGGCCGGUCACGGUCGUGUUGGCAAGCACCGCAAGCACCCCGGUGGUCGCGGUCUCGCUGGUGGUCAGCACCACCACAGGACCAACUUCGAUAAGUACCACCCUGGUUACUUCGGUAAGGUUGGUAUGCGCCGCUUCCACCUUACGCGUAACCUCCAAUGGCGCCCCAUCAUCAACAUCGACAAGCUCUGGACGCUUGUCCCCGCGGAGGAGAAGGAGGGCCUCACCGAGAGCUCGGAUGUUGUGCCGGUCAUCGACACACUCCAGCACGGGUACGGCAAGAUCCUGGGCAACGGACAGCUGCCCAAGCUCCCCUUCAUCGUAAAAGCGCGUUACGUCUCGAAAAAGGCGGAAGCGAAGAUCAAGGAGGCGGGCGGUGUUGUCAAGCUGAUCGCAUAG
Epithele typhae is the source of this 444-nucleotide messenger RNA. RefSeq names its product 60S ribosomal protein L27a. The transcript has 4 exons. The coding region runs from base 1 to 444 and encodes 147 amino acids. Gene Ontology annotation, molecular function: structural constituent of ribosome. Gene Ontology annotation, cellular component: ribosome; cytosolic large ribosomal subunit. Gene Ontology annotation, biological process: translation. Lineage: Eukaryota; Fungi; Basidiomycota; Agaricomycetes; Polyporales; Epitheliaceae. The record is from RefSeq and is a predicted model, not a curated record.